Phragmites australis (common reed) is the source of this 1406-nucleotide messenger RNA. RefSeq lists its product as uncharacterized. The transcript has 11 exons. Gene Ontology annotation, biological process: negative regulation of transcription by RNA polymerase III. Lineage: Eukaryota; Viridiplantae; Streptophyta; Magnoliopsida; Poales; Poaceae. Gene Ontology annotation, molecular function: RNA polymerase III core binding. The record is from RefSeq and is a predicted model, not a curated record. Gene Ontology annotation, cellular component: nucleus. The coding region runs from base 358 to 1032 and encodes 224 amino acids.
AAGCCCCAGGUUCUUGGACCGAUUGUUCGUUCUUUUCUGUAGAAACGUUUCUUUUCUUUGCUGUGACUGUGAGCCUUCGCAUCCAAAUCGUUCUUUCUUGGGUGGAUUCUCCGGUGCAUCCGAUUUGUUGCGGAUUUGUUCGUUGGGUGUAGUAGUGAUAUCAGUUCAUCGUCCUAAUCUUCCUCCAUGCGCCACGACGAGUCCGCCCCUGGUGGUAGGGAAUGGAAAUGAAUACUCCAAUUCAUCCAAAUCUUGCCAAAAAAUAUGCUGAUUGUGCUCCUUCUGUUGGGGUUUGAACCUCACUUCUUGAGACUCCCGAUCUGAUCGACUCUUUUAUGAGUUCGCAAGACACCCAGCAUGAAGUUUUUAGAAUACACCCCCUUCGACAGUAUAAAUUUGUUCCUCGAUCAACUAAACCUUGGUGACUGUACAAUCAGGGGAAACCUUGAAGCCUUCUCAUGCAAGCACACUGCAACAGACCGCCGGCUUUCCAUAAGUCUUGAACAUGAGAUUCUUGAUUACCUUGGCAAGUCUUCUGAUAGUGAUCCUUCUUCACCAGUGGAGCACUUGUCCUCCAGGUCAAGCCGGAGAACAUUGAUAUAUCUAGUUCUCACUCUUGGUCAUAUGUAUCCAGAUUAUGAUUUCAGUGCUGUUCGGACACACCUGUUCUUCAAAGAAGAGGAGUGGGAAAGUUUCAAGCAGAUGAUAGACACCUACUUAUCUGACACUUCUAGGCAAUGGGCAGCAACAAAUGAGGGCAGUUCUCUUCUGGACAGUAUGACUAAAGCUAUUGAUGAGGUUAUAAAAAUCAGAGAGUGUGACAUCUACAGCUAUAACCCAGACUCUGAUGGAGAUCCAGCUGUGGAGAAAGGGGCCAUAUGGUCGUUCAACUACUUCUUCUACAAUAGGAAGCUAAAGCGAGUAGUGAGCUUUCGAUGUUAUUGUACUAGCAAAUUGUCAACAGAUGACUUCCUAACGGGUGCGCCAUCUGAUGGUGAAGAGGAAGAUGCCUUGAUUGACAUGGACAUAUGACUAACCACGUUCUGCUAGGAACAUUACCCAACCUAUGUGACUUGUGUAAUAUAGAGCAUAUAUGCCAGCUCUGUAUUGGAAAUUCUAGUAUGACUUCAUCUCUAUCGUAUUAUCUGCAUAAACCAUGGUCUGUCUUAGCUUUGUUCGUAUUAUGUAGAUUUGAGAUUUUGCAGCCCCACAUGCAGAACUUUAGAUCAAUGAAACUUGAACCGCCACGGUACUCUGUAGUUUUUUCUGGAAUUGGAGACAAUAUUCUGCCUAGUCCGGCAGAUAUUUGAACCUAUUAUGUGCACUGAAUGGUCGAAUUUGCACCAUUGCUGAUUCACGUACUUGUGCUGGUAUAAUCGCCAUGGACAAUUUGUGUUGUGAAGAAA